This is a messenger RNA of Amoebophrya sp. A120, 7317 nucleotides long. The record is from the annotation of a GenBank genome assembly. Lineage: Eukaryota; Dinophyceae; Syndiniales; Amoebophryaceae.
GUUUGAAUAGUGUUGGUGUUUAUUGUUUAUGUUUUCAAAAGUAAGGCUCCGUCAAGAACAAGAAAGGAAAGGCAUUAGUAUAAAAGAAGGGAACAAGCACGCACACCACUAAUUUUAAUUUGAAUAAAAUCUCACAAAAAAGAUGUCGUCGCUUUUGUUUUUGCUUUUUCCGUACUACCCCACGGAGAUUCCGGAGCACCAUGACCAUGAACCGGCGUUGCUUCACAAACACAUUCCGAUCUCGGCAGAGGCACCGAACAUGCGCGAGUUCGUAUGACAGUGCACAACUCCCCCUCCCCCUCAUUUGUAUAGCAUGAACGGCAAUACAACUGUCAGCAAGAGUGCAGGUUUUGCAUGACAAAUUUGCACAACAGUGUAGUGCUAUUUGGGCUGCCGGAACUUGUCAUGCAUAAUAGUGACAGGGGGCAAAGCGUAGAUUUGGUAUUUUGCAUGAGAAAUGAGAACGAGGGGGAGUUGUGCACUCUCAUAGUUCGAUGGGGGCGAUCACAACCUCGCGAUGUCCAGUUUGCGCACCAUAGGCGGGUAUCAACUGUAAAAGUGUCUGGGUCUGGAAGAAUUCAUGUUUGUCAUGCUUGUCUGGCAUGACUCUUAAAUCUGUCAUGCGCGUUACCCGGCGUCUUUGGGUUGAUCAACUCACCCGAAACACAAUGUCAUCCCGUAGUUGCACAGUCUGUUUAUGUCAUGCGCGUUACCCAACAGCUCCGUUUUUCUGUGAUGCAGAAGCGCAGUUUGUCAUGCAGAAGAGGCAACACCUAGGAGCUCAGAAACUUGUCAUGCUGAGCCAGCAUUUGUAGCCUCAUCAUGAGACGCCGCCCAGCAUCACAUUCACAAGUUUCCAGACCCAGACAUUUUUACAGUUGAUAGCGGGACAGAAAAUACCAGGAACGACCUCUUUGACGCACGAAGCGCAAGCAGUAGAAGUAGUGCUGGGCCAGCAGAAGCUGCUCCUGCAUCUACUUCUGCGAAUGACGAGGACGGGGGCAGUGGAGCGAAUGAUUCCGAAGGAGCUGCAACAGUGGCGGGUCGUGCUGCGACGUCUGCGGGGGGUAGUAGUACGGGGCCAUCACCAUUUUCAGCAGCAUCAUCUUCUCGGCCGCGCGGCCGGGGUGCACCAGCUACAGGAGACGACAACAUCAAGAACGACCCUCCUCCCUUUGGUAAUGAUCCCGAGCAGCAGGACCCUUUUGCUGCGGGCGCAACUUUGCGGCAACGGUCCCCACCUUCAGUCGGUGAGCAAGACACGGUGAACAACAUUAAACCACCUCCCAGCAUUGCGACGUCCUCCUCCUCCACGGUGACGCGGGGCGCGCCGCUGCAACCCGAACACGAGUUCGAGGGGACGAAGGCCGGUCAGGCCGGUAGCAGUACUUCGGGAGGUACUAGUACUGCUGACGAGUAUGAACGACGAGGGUCCUCCUACCCAAGCGACAACGGUAAGAACAACCCCGCGGGGACGAUAAACAACGGACAACUCUCCUCUAUCGUGUGUAAAAACGUCCCCACCCCAGAGUUGUCAUGCAGAAUUGCAAGGACAGGCACAGUUGGAUUGUCACAAGGGCAGGAAGCGAAACAGGGCGAAGGAUGUAUUGAGGUGCAGGGCGGUCGGGCGCAUGAGGAGGGCAAAGUUGGGGAGGCCGGGGGCCAGGAAGCUCCUGACAGGCAGAGUGUGAGUCAGGCUGUAGACACCCAGAAAGAUCCGAAAAUUAAUUGCGGGACCGCAGUCGUUGAUCCAUUGCGCAAGUUCCACAUGGGAGCCGACUGCCUCGCGUUAUGCCGCGAGCUUGGUAAGGAUUUGGGGAAGUCAAAGAAUAAUGGUGCUAAGGCCCCAGCGUCGGCUGACCGGACCUGUAGAGGAAGUGAGGCUGCUGGCGCCCCCCAAGUAGGGCGCGCGGCUUCCUCGUCCUCCUCGGUAGCGCACAAAAGGUGCGACCAGCUCACGAGAAGCGAGCGCAAAAGGUUUCAGGUGGGGAGCCCAAGGGGCACAGGGAGCAGCUCGGACGAGCUGGCAAGAGGGAGCGCUAGCGCAAGUGCGGACAGAGACCAAGAGCGAGAGGCGGACGCAACAGUGCGCGGGGAUGCCACUGCUUUAGGGGAAGAGGGAGGACAGGCAGUCAGCGCCCGGCGCGCUGACCCCAGCAGUGGGCCGAGAAGUCACAGCCGGGACAUCAAGCAGGGAGUUGCCGAAGCGGCCCCCCCUCUCGCAAAGGAGUUUGGCACGAGGCAGCUGCCAGCGCAACAGGAAGCGCAAAAGAACAAGGGGGUGGCGGCUUCUGUCGAGCAGACGCAGGGCCCUGCAGAACCGGCAAAGCAGGCGAAACCCUUUGGGGAGCCCUUCGGGGUAGGGGUGGGAAAGUUCCAGAGGCUCCUGGAUGUCGUCCAUCUGAUGGAGCCAGCCCACAGCGCGGAUCAACAAGAAACGAGGGGGGACAGGCUGGAGUGCGAACAGUUUUCACCCAGGAGUUGGGGUGAGAUGUUGCGUAGGGUUACAGGCAGGAAGAAGGAGGAUUUCGAGUAGAGUAAAUACUCGGCGUCCAGCUGCGUCAGUGCCUGCGCUAGGCAAGAGCAACACUAUGAACCACUGAAAUUCGACACAUUCAAAUUGCAACACUCAGACUUUCCUUUUCUCGAUGAGCAGACUGCAAAACAAGAAAAAAAAAACAAAAGCAGAAGUGUAACAUUAGCGGGCGCUUUAGCUCCUGCUCUUCGCUGCCUAGGCAGUCGAGUUCGCCUCAGUCGCGAGACCGUAUUUGUGUUCGGCGGACGAUACAGCGCCUGCUGAUCAUGUCGUGUUCUGCAACAGAAGCAAAGCGGUGGCAACAAGAACGAACAUCGAAGGGCACCGGGUCACUAUGUAUGAAGGGGAUUGCCGGUCACCCUUAAGUGGUAAGCUCCGAGACGAAUCCGGUUUACGAUCCCAGUCCCCCCUCCCACCCUUUGCUUCUGUUGCAGAACAAGGCUGCACUAUGACUGCCAUGCACAAACUAAGCCUUUAAGUUGUCGCUGUGCCCCAGGAGGGUUGCCGGUCAGCAGCGACAAACAACUGGUCGAUGGUUUGACAACUGUGGUCCGUGCAAUUGCCCUGUUCGCCCGUGCCGCAGGUAAGGCACAAACGGUCCAGCCUCCCCUGUCUGGGCGGGGUUGCGGCUUAGGGGAGAGUCUCGCCCCUUAACCCAAAGGGGUGCGUCGUCUCUUCCGUGAGAACAAAAACGUAAGGCGUAAAAUGGGUCGGGUCCUGGAUCGUUCUGUAUGUUGGGCUGUCGCGCCCGGCUUGCUGGCCGGGCUGUGCUGAUCAGGUGUGGUGGGUAGCUCCCGACUGGUUGGUACUUUUCUUGGGGCGACUUGCCGUGGUAGCGCUCGGCUUUUGUAUGAUGAGGUCGCCGAAAGUGCUUCCUCGCCCACCCCCCCGGGGAGGGGGUCCUUGACCUGUGGCGCCGGGAGCGGGUGUCCACUACAUGAUGAUGAUGAUGCGCAUCCCCAAGACGAGAGGCAUUUAUUUUCAAUCGUGUUUUGGCAUUUGUAAUGCUGCAAACAGGAAGAUAAGCGAUAAGGGGAAGGCUUUGUCAUACGGCUGCCCUUGCUAACCGGCACUAAAGUACAGCGAGAAACUUGUCAUGCAGGAUUCCCAAAACUUCUGGAUUUGUGUUGCAGAGAUUCCAGACCCAACUUGACUAUGGGGUCGGGACCACGUUUUUACUGAGGAUAUCGUCCUCCGCAUCAUCUUCCGAGAGAACCGGUGCGGAUCAUGACGGGGGACAAGCUCCUCGUCCUCCUGACGAUAACACUAUCAAAUGCAAAUAUGUCUGGGUCUGGAAGAAAGCAACUUGUGAUGCGUCCUGCAGAUGCCUCAAAAAUUUGUCUUGCGCGAGUAGCACAAAGGGCCCACUUUUGCCCACCCUGCAGCGUUAUUUGUCAUGCGGGAUAUGCAUUGCAAAGCCCUUGCAAAACCUGUGAUGCUAUACCCUGCAUCCGAAUCGAAUCCUCGAGGUGCAUCCAAAAUCUGCAUGACAAACUCCUGCACUCAUCCAGACCCAGACAUAUUUGCAAUGCAUAACCACGAGCGAAGUGGGCCGCGUCCGGAAGGCGGGAAGUAGCAAUAGUCCUUAUGAAAAGGAAAAAUACCCCCUCCCCAUAUCAAAACGAAGCUUCUGAUGCAGGAUUUGCGAACACAAAUCAGAAUUGUCCUGCUGGAGAGGAAUGCAGGCCCAUGCUAAGCCUAACUAGAGAGGUUUUGGCCUAGGCGUGCAGCAUGAGAAACGUCCGCGCUGUAGGCCCAUCAGCAUCACAAACCGCCUGCACAAUGCUGCGGAGCUUGUGGAGUUGCCUUCUUGCAAGACACACGUGAUUUGUGGUCUCAAAUCAGCAACACAAAUUUUCGGAAGCAUACCGCUUCGAUAUGGGGAGGGGGGAUUUUUCCUCUCAAUAGUCCUCGCGAUGGAACCUCCUCCACUUCUGCUGGAGUGCGGGACCAAGGUCGUAGUCCUGCUUCUACCAGCUCCCUAGGCUCGUCCUCUUCCGCCGCUCGAAAUUCACGCGGCGAAGGAGGAGAAAGCGGCUCGCUGGUACGUGGGGGUCGAACUGCUGGCGGGGCUGCACCGCAGAACAAUUAUCCAGAUGACCUAAGCGACUCCGAUAGAAGUGCUACAGAUGCAAGAACUUCAUCCGGGAUGAAUAAAAUGGCACACAAGAAUUACAGUGAGGAAGAGGCCCAUGCAACGAGCGACUAUCUCCCCUUCGGCCCCAUCCCGAUUGGCACGGUGCUGCCGACUUUUUUCUUUUACGUGUGUCUCGGCACGCUGCUCGGUCUCUGGUUCACGCGCACGCGGCCGGAGCGGCGAAAGUACGGGCGAACCAACGUCGAAUUGUGGUACAUUAUCGUCCACAACGGGUGCAUCUGCUUUCUGUCCGCGCUCGCGUGGCUGAAGAAAUCGAAAGAGCUGGCGCUGAUCACCUUUUCGCUCGAAGUUUCCUACGAGGUGUUUGACAGCCUGCUGCUCUACAAGCGGUUUCGUAAGCUCGAUCACGAAACGCUGCUGCACCACGUCGGGGCGCCGCUGUGUAUUCUCUUCUCCAUAUUGUGGGGAAAAUUUCCCCCUCUUCAUAUCAAAAAUGGAAAUUUGUGAUGUUGAUUUGUGGUCACAGGUCGACUUGUAUUGCUAGAAGGCCAAGAGACGCAGUUGUGGCCUCGUUUGCAGGCAAUUGGCCAUGCUCUUUCCCACUUCCAGCUGCCUCCUAUGAUGCUGAAGAUGCAAGGGCUUAACACGCCACCCAGCACUACAGUCCGCAUCUUUUCCCAUCUAGCAUGACAAAAUGAAUUGUGUACACAAAUCCGGCAUCACAGACUUCGAUUUUGAUACGGGGAGGGGGGAAUUUUUCCUUUCAAUACUCCACGCAGACCAACAUCGACUUCCGAAUUCUGUUAUGCAUUGCAAACAUGUCUGGGUCUGGAAGAAUGCAAACUUGUGAUGCGCAUUUCACAACGCGUGAGAAUCUCUCAUGCGUAGGCAGCAAAAGCUGCCCAUUUUCUGUGACCAAAGUGGGGAAUUUGUCAUGCGGAUUCGGCAUUGCGGAAGCUUCUCGAAACCUGUGAUGCUAGAGCUUCCACGCCAGACCUUCUGUGUCAUGCAAAAGCAGCAUAGCCACUCUACUCUUCCAGACCCAGACAUAUUUGCACUUGAUAUCUGUGUCACCUCAUGAUCUGCAUCGACUUGUCCGGGGCGAUACUGGCGUUCUCCAAACUUCUAUCGUGAGAAAAAAGUGUUACAGUUACACACUGUAAUGGAAGACAAGCAAGACAGACAACCUCAUUUCGUGCGUGUUUUCCCUUGUUAUAGUCUACGCAUCACAGGUUUUCUUUGCCAUGUCGAACAACAACAACUUUGUGAUGCAGAAAUUCCAACACAUGUCGUGUAAAUGUAACACUUUUAUUUUCCUGUGAUAACUUCUGAUGCGGACCGGCAAGCACGCGCUGGCCAAGGUGUAUCGCCGCCUGUUCUACUUCUACCUACCCCUCCGGAUAUCCUGUGCAAAAGUAUCGUACUCGUAUACUUGCAAUCAUGCAUUACAAAUUCUUUUUUUUAGGUAAAGCCGCAUUACAAAUUUUAUUUCUCAUGCUGAGGGAGUUUGUCAUGCAUUUAUACGAGUACGAUUACGAUACUUUUGCAGUUCAUACCGUAUUAUCGGACCCGCGUUUGACACGGUGCUAUCAAGUGCAAAUACGUCUGGGUCUGGAAGAAUGCAUGUUUGUCAUGCUUGUCUCGCAUGACUCCUAAAUCUGUCAUGCACGUUACCCAAGAGCCGCAUUUUUCUGUCAUGCAGAAACUCAAUUUGUCAUGCAGAAUAGGCAACACCUAGAAGCUCAGAAAAUUGUCAUGCUGAGCCAGCACUUGUUGCCUCCUCAUGAUACGCCACCCAGCAUCACAAGUUUCCAGACCCAGAGAGAUUUGCAUUUCAUAGCUGCUGAUCCUUCACAAUUUGUUUCUCGUGCCGGGAAACUUGAAGUCUUGGACGCAAUUCUACUUCAUGUCGUUCAUGACGAUAAACGGGUUGAAUCUGUACUUCGCAGUUGUGAUCUGGCGGAAGGGGUUCGGCUAUUACACCGAGGACUACCUGAAAAACUCGGAGGACUGAAAUAGAACUAACAAGAAACCUCGACCAGGUUUUUAUGUUUGUUCUCCAUGCACUCGACGGCGUCAAGACUGGUGGCGUAGUUCACGUGCGGACUACUUGUGGUGAGAUGUCUAUGUUGUUUCACAACUCUAUCUUGCGCAGCAAGAACACUACGUCUGAUAGAAGUAGAAUUUUUGAAGGAAUCAAAAUCAUGCCGGACCUACACACAGUCGCAGCCGCAGCGACAGUUGCCUAUUGUGUGUAUGCAGUUCCUGCAGGCCCUGUUGAGGUAAAAUGAUCCGUUGCAAAGCCAAAUGUGGCUGGGUCGUCUGGAAGGGUGCGCUGGUUUCUAGAAUGAGUGCAUGUUUCGAACUAAUAAUAAAUGCGCAGCUGGUUUUUAUUUGGGUGAAUGCAGAUGCACCCACAGGCAGAUGACAGAUUUUGGCUUUGCGAAGGCUUGAUGUUCCCUACGCGUAUCUCGCUCGAGAAAAUUGCUCUUUGGGUAGACGCAAAAAACGCGAAAUUUUCAUUUUUGUGUGCACCCAAGAAGUGGAGCUGGUGAGCAUCACAAAUGCGGUCAUCAUUUCGAGAGGGCCAAGAAGACGUAGACAUGUUUGCAUAUGCAUGUGACCGCGUGCACGACCACGGGAGUUGCAAUUAGACUUGCAGAGAAGUCGUAGCUGUUGUGGC